CGACUUAUUUCCGUUUUGAAAUAAAUUUUUAAUUAAUCACAUUUGACUUUCCGUUUCUGUGACCACCAGGACAUUUAGUUAUUUCCGAAUUUGUACUGUUUCAUACCAAAUUGAAACUGUUUGUGUGGUUUUUGGCUUCUGGGUUGAUUCUCCAAUGUUAUGUUUUGUUUGUCUAGGGACCCCUCUUGGACUAUAAGGAAUCCUUGUCAUCUCAAACUGAAUUUCAGCAUAAACCACUACCAAUAAAACACCAAUUCAAUACACGAUGUCAUAAUUUUCCUUAUAUCUCCCACCUUUUUCUAUUUUUUAUUUAUAUUUGCUGUUUUGCUCAGCCGCUUUUGUAUCAACAAAGCCACUUUUCAAAAUAUGUCACUUUCAUCGACCGUUUUAAACAAUACUUCGGACCAUAUGGUGUAGUGUAGAGUUAUUCGAUCUUCGUUAUGACGUAUUUAUGUUUUUAUUCUACCAUUUACCAUGGCUUGUUUGAAAUAUGUCCGGCCCCUUUUUAAAUAGGCGAAAGAAGGGGAUUUAAAAUCGAAUAUAGAAGCUCUCUUAAAUUUUGCCCUGUAGGGUAUUUGAAAAUACGUCGCUGUUUUCUUAAAUUUUAGACACUAGUAGCAAGUGCGUUUUGAUACUGAAUAACAUUUACUAACGCGGGGAUGAGUUUAUUUGUUCAAAAAAUCCGUAUUUUGACCACCUUUUGACCCUAUUUUCAUGCGGAUAUUUUUCCUCAAAUUGAGCUCAAAUUGUUUACUUAAAUAUCACUAAGAUAACAAAAUGUGUAUUUUGCAAUAGAAUAAUAACUAUCCAGUUGAAAAGGAGGAGAACCUUUUUUCUACCUCUUCUGAAAAUGGUCUGCCUCGUUUAGAUAGAUCCGGGCUAAUAUUUUAAAUAUCGGAAUUGCUUUUUGGGUGAACUUGCAAAAACUUCUUAGUCGCCAAUGCAACUCUCUUGUACUUCCUUUAUAAAUUUAUCAUUUCAUGAUAGAAAUCAUUAUCUUCAAAUGAAAAAGUUAUUGAAUGAAGCAAUAAAGCCCGGGGCGUCAGGAGUCUUGAUGCAAACUUUCUUUCCAAUAAACAGCUAUUUUAGUCCAACACUGAAUAAAGAAAAAUCCGCCAGACAAGUGUUACGUAUUCAAUCAAAUAUCGACAAGAAUCAAAAACGUCAGUUUUUGUUUUAAAAAUUUUGAACUAGUUUGUUUUUUAAGCCAUUUACCUUCCUAUGUGACCGCUACGGUAAUUCCUUAUUAGUUAUCAUUUUUGAGUGAUUUUCCCAAAUUAAUCUCCUUUUUAAAAUUGGAUUACGGUGUUAGUUGAUUAGCUGUUAUGGUCUUGUGCCACUAUGUUACUUUAGUAUCGAUUUUCAUAUUCCAAUAAUAAUUGGUAAAGUUGAGCUAAAAGGUAUAUGAGAAUAAAAAAGCGUGAAUACAAAUGUUGUCUGCUGUUCUUCUUCUCCGCCCUUGUCGUCCUUAGCUCUUUUUACUUUUUACCUGUUCAUGAUUAUGUUCACACAUCAUUUCCGGUCGGCAGUUGGAAAAGCUGUGCACUGUCCCCCAGAAUUACUUCCUAAAAGCUCAAAACUCCAUUAAUUCUUCCCACGAAUUCUUAUCACACUGUUAAAGCCGUAUGCACUAACUAAAAUAACCACUGCUAAACGCCACCUACUCUUACAAUGGUUUACCUCAGUCGUCGUUCCCUCGAUAACGAGGCUUACAUCAAUUUUUACUGUAUACUUGGUUUUCAACUGAACUCCACCUAACUGAUCUAAUUAGUACCAUUUACGCAGACAAUGUCUGAUAAGGCUAAAGGAAGUGUUAACCAAACGAACAAUAAAUUGCCUCCAACAUACGAACAAUACCAGCAACAAAUAAAAAUGGCUUCACAAAACAUUCAAAGUUACGGCCAAAGGUCAAUUGAGUCCAAUUUUGAGAAUCACCAGGAAUUUCAGAAUGUCCAAGGGUUUCAGAAUCGCCAAGAAUCCCAGAAUCUUCAGGAGUUUGAAGAUCACGAGGAGUGUCAGAAUCACCAGGAGUUCCAGAAUCGUCAGGGGUUUGAAGGUCACCAGGAGCUGCUGAAACAUUCCGCAGCUUCUCGAACUUCAUCUUUUGUUGAUAGUUCUAGCGCUCAAUCCCCAUUACACUCUCCGUCUAUCCUUUCUUCGUCUCUCCUCGAUUACAACCCCUACUUUUUCACCCCCAUUAACAACGAGAUUCGGUUCGAAGGAGAUUUUAAUUUUGUUCACACUCAAGAGGCGCGACCACAACGUACACCGGCGGGGCGCGCUGUCAGAGGCGGCGCUGUUGCUGCUUCAUCCAGAUCCCGUGCACCCGGGGAACAAAAGUCGGUAUCUAGGUCGACAAGAUGUCGCCGAUCUCGUAGUGUCUGGGGUCUGGGAUUUGGGAGUGAAAAAGACGCCCUAAGAUUUCUCAGCUGCUGCACGCCUCCCAAUUUCGUGCCCUCUAGAAACAACCCGCCUCUUCAACCCGCAUCGCACCAAAGUAACCAACAAAAGCACCACGAAAAACAGACAUGUUCAAACCCCUCAAGUAACAAAAAAUCUUCUACUCCAUCUGCAGACCGGCCUAAAAGCGUGUCAAAUAUGGAACACUUUUCGACCACGUCACACCAACAACAACACAACUCACAAAAGGCUAAUAUGAACCAACAUCGACCGCAUAUUGUGCCGGUUCAAAAACCUCUUUCCCGCCCAAUUACCGACGCUGUAUCUUCAAAACGACCUGCCGGAAUGUCUCCUGUUAUGGGAUCUUCGCCAAGUGGCCCGACGCAGCCUUCGACUCCAAUGAAAGUCGCAGGAGGUCGGCAACACAACAACAAAGAUGUGCACCAAGUUCAUAUCACGCCAUCAGGUCACCACGGAUACACGACUGCUGUUCGGGUGCCAGACGAGAGUCAGUACUCUAGUAUCACAGUUGUCCCGGGCUCAUCACAAACAAAGCGACCUUUAAUGAACCGGUGCGGUGCUCGGGUGAACAUGCAACUUUUGGACCAAGAAGCAGCAUUGAAGUGUAAUAUACCUGAUGAGAAGCUUCUUUCUGCACUCGGAUUAAAAUACACAAGUGACAUCACAGAACCAGCGCCGCCUACUAGUGUAAUACCUCAACAGCAGCAGCAGUUUGCCAGAAACCAAAAUAAUGGCCAGAAAUUUGCUCAAAGUGAAAACACAAAAGCACAAAACAUGAAAACACAAAAGCAGCAGGUGAUUCCGGCUCCGAUACCUCCUCGAUCCAGAAAUGUGAACCAGCAGGGAUUUUAUGAAAACACUGGUGACGCACUCUAUUCCGAAAUAUUCACCGUGCAUCAAUAUGGCCAUAAAUUUACUAUACGACCCAAUGAGAUCCCGCGUGAAGUAAGUUCCGAAGAUUCGUCUCCGACCGAGUCAGUGCUGAUGUCGCCCGACAUCCACGACUUGAUGACUCAUACCAGUCAGGCACCUGACAACUGCCAAGACUUCGGUGGGAUACCAACAUUACUAGAAACUGAUUUGGAGGAAAUCGGAGAAGCUGAUAGCCCUUCAGAUGAUGAUUUCGAGUUUCAGAAGACGUUGUUUUUCCCGACCACUCGAAGAUGUCGUCUGUCACAAGCAGAUAUGAAUGAGUUUGACCCACUUAGAUGUCACAAUGGUGACAAAGAGAAAAACAAAACUGAGGAGGAAUUGUCGCCAGGUGUUGCGGCGUUACCUUCGUCCGUUACUUUCGAGGAGAUUUCAAUUAAGACCAAUCAGAGAAGCUCUGUUUUGAGUCAGACUGACAGUGGUUUUGAUGGAAACUGUGCUGGAAGUGCAACAUCUGAACAGAGCGUUCGCAAUUCUGACCAAUCGGAGGGUGCCGUUGCUGUGACCCUCAUGCAACAACAACAACAACAACAACAACAACAACAACAACAACAACAACAACAACAACAUGCAGUUGUGGGGGUUUCCAUGACGAACUCAGCGUCUACCCCCUCCCCCGUCAAUCUACCAAAUCCUAGCGAGUACAUUAACGUCCAGUGGCCUACGAGGGGUCCAAACAGCAAUCCAAGUGGAGCAAGCUCCUCCAACUGUGGAUCCCUGGACCGACCUGGGGGUUGUCCCGAGCCCAGAAAACCCAGUAUUGAUCAGGGAAGUUUGGGAGGGGGAAUCGGGCCCGGUCUGAACGAGGAUGAGAAGUUGAGGAAUUUCGUCGAAACUUCUAUCGAUUUGCCAACUGAUGAUACUCAAUCGGAAAUAAGCGAAGAUAAUUUCUCCCUCCCGUCGAAUAACACUAGCGACAACAACGCCCCCUCGCCCCUCGCCCGAGAAGUGAAGUCGGAGUCCUCGGUGACAUCUCAGAACUUCUUCGGGGGUGUGACUCGCAAGGCGGGAUGGCUGGAAAUCAAACAUAUCCUGUUUCUGCGCAAGAGGAGACUGGAGACUGCGAGUAAGAGGAAGUGGCACAAGUACUGGUGUUGUCUCAAGGGUGUCUCUCUCUUCUUCUACUCUGUCGCCCAAGGGGAGCAGCCGGCCAUAGAUGACACUAGUGAACCUGCAUGCACCCUUAAUAUCGAGAACUGCAUCGGACAGGCUAUCCCAGAACACCCGAAGAAAGAGAACAUUUUUUCAUUGAGCACCGCCAACGGAGACGUCUACUUGUUAGAAGCACCCUCACAGAUAGAACUGGAGAACUGGAUCACUGCCAUACACUCCAGCUGUUCGAGUGCCUUCGCCAUCUCAGUUCUGGACAAGUACAGCUCCAACGGAACCGCACAGAGAACACCACAGCAAUCUUCGCUCUCUGCGUCAUUCAACAAUGGUAACAGUAUCAAUCAUUACAUGAACAGUAGUGGCAAUGGUGGCCAUCAGCAGAAGCCUCAGGACACUCUGAGUUGUCUGCGGGAUGAGAUCAGGAAGAGGGAAGAUGCGAUGGAUAGAGACAGCAAGAUGAGGAAGAUGGCCCAGUUGCAGUUGAGUGUGACCUCUGACUCCAAGAACAGACAGCCCAUCCUGGCCCAGAUUGAGAACUGGGAGCAGAAUCUGGAACUGAUGCAGUGCGACCUAUAUCGCCUGAAGUGCUAUUGUGCCUCGAUACAAGGUUCUGAGCUGCCAAACCCCAAGGGUCUUCUGGCAGCUGUGUCCAAAGACACCAAGAAUCACCUGGCUAAACUGAACUGCUUUAACGUAUCCUCAAUCCACGCCCUUCUAUCUGCCAGGAGCAGAGACACUCUGUCUGUAGACAUCGCAGCCAGUAGUUCCCUCGAAAGAAGCAAGAAAAAACCCAGCAUGUUGUCGGUCCUGAGGCCAAGGGAAGAUGCGAGUAGUUUCCAGAGGAACAUGAAACGAAGAAGCUGGAGACAGAAAGAUAACGAGGAGCCGAUCAAAAGUCUGCCUGGUGAAGAAUGCCCUUUUCCUUUCGGAUACCCCGGAAACCAACUCGUAUCCUCCUCGAACUCAGGCAGCCCAGCCGAGAACAACCUGUUCGGCAGACUCAUCAAGGUCAGCCUACCUCACAACCAGAAGACAGUGAUUCCCAUAAAGCCAGGAGUGACAGUGCAUGAGCUGUUGAUUCACUGUUGCAAGAAGAGAAAACUGGAUCCGAGAGACCAUUUCAUCCGAAUCAAAACCGUGUCGGCAGUCGUGAACAGUCUUGUGUCCAAUGCGGCUGCCAGUCGAGAUCUCCAGUCGCCGACGAGUGGGGGAGAAAAUAAUAAUAAUAACAGUUUGGGUCUGAAGUGGGUCAUUCCUCCCUACAAGGCUAAGAUGGAUGACCUGGACUGUCGUGAUAUCCAACUGUGCAUCAAGGAGUACCACUCAAUGCAACUGAUCCGUCGGCCACACGAGCGCUUCGGCAUAGAGUACGAGACGAUGCAAGAGUGUUCGGGCAAUGAGAUGAGGCUUUAUGUGGUGGAUGUGAUCCAAAGCUCAAUUGCUCAACUUGGAGGUCUACUGCCGGGCGACGAGUUGAUAGAGGUGAAUGGGCAGAAUGUAGCUACAGUUGACCCCUCUACUCUGGAUAUGAUUCUGAAGACAGACUCGCUCACUUUAGUAGUCAGGUCCAUGCGUCCCUCCACAGCCCCCUGUCUCCAGUGCAGUGCGGCCGCUGCCGGCGGUCAUGGCCAUGGUCAUGGACACGGGGUGGCCAUGCAUCACCCGGCGGCUGCGAUGCGAGUACCACACUCUGAACACAACGAUCACCAUCGCAGAUCGCAGGUGUCUGAGGCCAAUUCAGACCAAUUGAGUAGCAACGGUAGCAGUAGCGGCUGUGGAAGUGGUAGUGGAGCUAGCGGAGGACACCUACCUGACACCACAGUUAGAGGAGGUCUGGCAAGGAAGGUGUCCUGCAAUCGAGACAGCCAAUUGGUGCCAGAGAACAUGAUGACGUCACCGGAGACUUACAAACUGGCAUGCACUCUUCAGGAGUUGCUGAACUCAGAGGAAAAAUACAUCAAAGAUCUGGACUAUCUUCUGGAAAAAUAUCUGGAGCCCUUGGCCAACACAACUUUUCUACACUCGAGUGAGCUUCUGGUGCUGGCCAAGAACACGCGUGAUAUCGUGUCAUUUCAACAGCAGCAAUUCCUGUCCCGGCUGCGUUCAGUUCUGACGUCGCAGGACCUGUUCUCUCUACCUGAGCUGGCAUCCUUCCAGAAUAUUUUGAUGGAGCUGUGUGACGUGUUCUCUCAAUGCGUGGACGGAUUCAAGAUGUACAGUUCUUUCUGUGCAAACCACUCUAAGGCGCAGAAGGUCUUUGAUAGCUCGCGAACCAUGCCCGAAUUCCUUUUCUUUCUGGAACGAACCAACCCUGAGAACGAGCACUCAAAGUCACUUGAAUCGUAUCUUAUUAAACCCAUCCAAAGAAUUCUAAAAUAUCCCCUCUUGCUACGAGAGGUCAAAGCUUUUAUACCCGAAGGGUGUCCUGAGCAGGGCGCCCUUGUGAUGGCCACGAAUCAUAUGGAAAGUGUAGCUGAAUUGAUAAAUGAUAUGAAAAGAAUCCACGAGGAGUAUGGAUCCAUAUUCGACGAUCUACUAAGUGAACAGCGAGUUGACAUGAACUGUGAUAUACCUAUGGACGAGUUACAGAUGUAUGGCUCCGCUAUAUGGCUCAACUGCCCUGAAGAAGUCAUACCGAAGAAGAUUAGAAUAGGCAAUGGGGAGAUCGAGGUCAUCAUUUUUGUGUUCAAGAGAGCCAUAGUUCUCGUGGGCUACAACAGGGAGAAAAAUAGGAGUAAAAAGCGAUCAAUGCCGUCCAAAGAGUCCAAAUUUGAAGAGGCAGUCUCAAACGUGCAGUUUCUACUGCCCAUCUCAGCUGUGGAAGUGCAUGGGUCUGUAAACAGAGAACAAGACCGCCUGUUCCUGUGGGACUUAGUCGUCCACAGGGGAGCCCAGACUCAGGUGCUGAGAAUGGCGAGUAGGGCUCUGAACACAAAGGAGUCGUUUCUCAGGGCCAUUCGCUCUUCAAUUCGCGAAACUCAAAGAUUGAAUGCGAGCAAGACGAGACGAAGCGUGAGUCGUGUGUCGGAAACUGCAGUACCCAGAUCCCUAAGCCAGAGCAGCUACAACAAUAACUCAAUCCAGCCUUACAACAACGCUGUGUUCAACACCGAUUGUGACACACCCGUAAGACGAUCUCACUCGCCCGGAACCUCCCCUCACCAACUGCCCCACCCACAACAGCAACAGCAGCAACCCACGAAACCGCAGCGAACUCAGUCGUCAAUCAGUCCGGACCGGCUGGCCAACCUGAGAAUAAAACCCAACAUGAUGAGUCAUCAAGGAGGUCCUCCGAUGCUACAAUCCCAGUUUUCGACGACAAGCAAUCACGAGACGGGCGCCUUUCCCAUGUUUGACCUCAACUCAAUGAUGCAAAGUAACAGUAACAGUUCCUCGUCUUCAAUCUCGUGGGCCACUCAGCAACAAGCUUACUCGCCGGCCAAUGAGAACAAAGGACAUCAAGCCGACUCGGGAAUUUUUUCAGACGACAACAACGAGCACUCUAUGAAUACAAUGCUAGCAACUACAUUAGAACUGUUUAAUCCUAGACAAUGAAACAAAUCAAAACAAAUUAUGAAAUGAUUGUAAAAAAAUUCAACAUUUUCGGCAAUUUUUGUAAAUGACAAUGUUUAAUGAUAAAUUAUCAGUUUUGUAGCAAGAAAAUGUGUAGCUUGGUUUUAAUGUUUUACAUUAAAUUAAAGAACCUGAAACUUU
This is a messenger RNA of Symsagittifera roscoffensis, 8175 nucleotides long. RefSeq names its product protein still life, isoform SIF type 1-like. Gene Ontology annotation, biological process: positive regulation of axonogenesis; activation of GTPase activity; small GTPase-mediated signal transduction. Gene Ontology annotation, cellular component: synapse; membrane. The transcript has 21 exons. The coding region runs from base 1789 to 8016 and encodes 2075 amino acids. The record is from RefSeq and is a predicted model, not a curated record. Gene Ontology annotation, molecular function: protein binding; guanyl-nucleotide exchange factor activity. Lineage: Eukaryota; Metazoa; Xenacoelomorpha; Acoela; Convolutidae.